This is a messenger RNA of Nymphalis io (European peacock), 530 nucleotides long. Its product is annotated as bolA-like protein 3. The transcript has 3 exons. Lineage: Eukaryota; Metazoa; Arthropoda; Insecta; Lepidoptera; Nymphalidae. The record is from RefSeq and is a predicted model, not a curated record. The coding region runs from base 158 to 493 and encodes 111 amino acids.
AACUGUGAUGAGUGAUCACUGAUCUGUCAACUGUAUAAAAUUAUUAUUAGGGUUAUGUUAUGUAAAAUUAUAUUAAAGUAAAAAACCUUAAAAUGUUUUAUGAUUAAAAGUAUAUCUUUAAAGGAUUUAUCUAUUUUCGAAGCAAUAUCUUUUCAAUAUGUUUCGACAUUUUAUUAAAGUUUUAGAACCUUUUAAAAAUCAACUAAGUCGGGCCGUUGCUGGCAAUGGUAAUGCAUUCCAGCAAAACUGUAUUUCCAAAGAGCAAAAAUUAACAGAGGCAUUAAAGAAGUCAUUACCAGGAAUCACAUAUGUUAGUGUAGAGGAUAUAUCUGGAGGCUGUGGUGCUAUGUUUGAAGUUAGUAUAGAAGCAAAGGAAUUUAAGGGUUUGUCAACAGUUAAACAACAUCGCUUGGUAACAGAAUCCUUAAAGAGUGAAAUUGCAGAGAUGCAUGGCAUUAGGAUUCAUACCUCACCUUCACCUAAUGGUCACUGAUGCAAACCAUACCACUAGAAUAUAAUAUUAUUAGUUG